CUUACAGUAACUACAUGUAAACACCACAAGCAGGGGGAGAAAAAUUUAUGUUCUGUGUAAUAAAUUUACUAAGUUUGUCCAGAGCUCCAAAAGCUUUGCUGGAGGAGGCGGGAUUUAUGACCUAUACUGCAGCCCGUCAACAGAGGGUGCUGUUCUCGGAGUGGCUUCACCCAGCGAGGAGGCAGACACUGGUCCGCCCACUUCCUGGUUGCCUCACUUCCGGUUUCUCCACCGCUGCACUGGUGCAGGUAAUGUAGCAUUAGCUGCCUGGGUUUUUAUGGCUGUUCAGUGAUGUUUUUACACGUUAUUUAUCAGUCGUUGGGGUUGUUUACAGCUCGGUGUGUGUCGGACACAGCGGGAAUCCCCGCUCCGAUGUGCUCGGCCACUGCAGCUGGGUGAGCAGGAAGCUCGCCUCUCCUCCUCUUUCCCACUCAGGUGAUUCUUGGCGUUAAUCGGUACGUACCGUUCAUAACAGCUUGAUUUUGUUCUUAUAUAUUUAACUUUAAAGGUGUUCUAUAGUAACACGGCUUAUUUUAUAUCCUUAUGGCAGAGACUGACUGGUUUCGGGUACGUGUGAUAUAGGGUGGCCACUUCCACAACACCUAAAAGCAGGACACUUGUGAGGAAAGAAAAAUCACAUUCACAACAUACAAAUCUUAUAUACUACCCGUGACUGACAAUGCAAUACAAAUUUGUACAUGAUAAAGACAGAAUCAUGAUACUCUGAUUCUGAAAAACAUUUUUAUCAUUAGACAGUUUAUCCAUGAUGUAUGUGUAAAAGAAGAGGAGAAAAACAUUCCUGAGAAGGUGAAAAGUAUCCGUUCACAGUAUUUAUUCGAUACAUUUGUCUUGCAGGAUAUGGUGCAGUGCCACAAAGCAGAACAUGUAUGGCAAGUGCAAAUUAAAUUAAUAUAAAAGACCGAAUUAAAUGCAAAGAAAAAUCACAUUUCACUUAAAUUUAAAAAAUGUUUUUUGUGCACAUGUAUUGCAAAGCGCAAUGGCACAAAGAAGAGUAUUUAUGGCCUUAAACGUGCAAAUUAAAUUGACAUAAAAAUAAUGAAUAAGUAAAUAAAGAUAAUAGUGAACAGCUACUGAACACUGAACAAUUUACUCUCUAUCUGCAAUACUUCUGGUCUUUUCUGGCUGCAUCCAAGAGUUUUUUUGUUUUCAAGGAGCCUCUUGUACAUGCUUGUGCAGGGAGAGGUGAAAUUGACACAAAUUUGAACCUCUGCCUUAACGCUGUCCACAUCCAGGCGAUUUCUCUCGUUUGUCCACGCAGAUGUCAUCAUUUCUGCUAAGUAGAUGAGAUGCUGACACAGCUAGCACAUGGGGAAAGGGGACAGCUUGUUUACAUUUUCAAUCAAUGAGUAAUCAGAUAUUUGAGUGACACCGCUUUAAGGCAAUCAUUUUUAACCAGUCAUACACCAUUGGAUAUGCUGCAUUGCGUUCAAGUGCAACUCCAAAAAGGAGGACAAGGAAUGUAAAUUCUGGACUGUCUUGCCUAAAUCUGGACGUGUGGCCACCCUGGCUGGGCAUCAGUAGUAAGCCUGUGCAGUAACUAUUGGCGUGUGUGUGUGCUGACAUUAUUCGGCCACUAUUCUUAAAGGAGUCAUAACUAUGGGAUCGACACCCUGUUAUUAUGAUUUUGAUUUGUUUAUCCCUCCUAUUCAAGUGACUUGCCCUGGUGGGAUCAUAUCAGUCACUAGGAUUAUGUCCCCUCUGUGAGUCAUUAUAGCUGACAAAAUUGUCGUGUAUAUUCCAAUUUUUGUGUAUAUUUGUUUAGUCUUAAGGUCCUUACACAUUGGGGCUAACGAAGACAGAACGCGAAAGUGCUAAAUAUCCAGAGGCAAAUUUUGAUUUACCUUACUAUACACAUCAAGCCCAAUGCGAUUUUGCGACUUUCCGGGGGGAAAAAGACACAUCCCGGGGAAGACUUUUCCCAUGAUCAAAUGAUCAGCUCGUUAUCAAGCUCUGUAAUGGCUUAAUAACGAGCUGAUCAUUUGAAUCAAGUGUGUUGGAGCAGGGAAACAUCCAAAACAUUCAGGACAGUGGGCCUUGAGGACCGGACUUGAGAACCACUGCACUAAAUAAUAAUCAAAAUUCAGACUGUAGAAAACUGAUGACAGCCAUGCGGCAGAUAGAAAUAUUUCACUGUUGUCCAAGCUUUUCUGACAAAAUCCAAAAUGAACCUCUUUAUUUCUUGUGUUCUAGUAGCGAUGAGUUGGUGUGGGCUGGAUGAGCAGAGUUUCCAUCUCUGCUGUCAGCUCCUCCUGCAGCAGUCGGAGCAGCUGAACGAUGGAUGGAGCUGGGAGGUUGUGCAGGUAAGGAGGUUUGUGCUGAUGCAAUGAUGAAACAGUGUGUGCAGUUCUGCUUGUACUCCUUGUAUGCGGUUAAUGGUAGAUUUUGACUUGGACUCAGGGUUCAGAUGAAGGCUACUUGAAGAAAACUGCUCUCAGGGUGGUCAACAUCAACCCGAGCAGAAAGUGGGACCUUGAGGGAUUAAACUCAGAAUCAGAAACACAGAGCUGUCAGGAUACAGAGCGGGACCAGGUGAGUGACUGAGAUGUAAAAGACUGCUCAUUCUGUAGCAUAUCUUUUUGACUCUGUACCUCUAAUGACCAAGUGUCUUCUGAAUGCAGGGUGGCUGCUGUUUUUAAGGGUCCUUUCUCCUUCACAGUCAGCUCCUGUUUCCACUGAUGAUGCUGAUGACUUUAAAGGCAACUUUGAUGAAGAAGUUGUUGAAGAUGACAGUGUCUGUUCAGAGGCAGCAGGCAGCAGCCUGGUGCUACAAUAUGAAUAUCACAUCCUGUUCUCCUGCAGCUACAGUGUUCCUGUGCUUUAUUUCAGAGCCUUCACUCUGGGUGAGUGAGAAGUCAGUCACCGCUUCUGCACACUCUUAAUGAUGUAAAUUUAGACAUAAGUUACAACUAGCUCUGCAGCCAACAAAUACAUAAAUAGCUUAAUGAUUAUUUAAAAAAUCGUUCAACUAAUCUGUAAGAGCCACAAUGUUGCUUUGCUGAUCGGUUAUCUGGUGUCAAUCUGAUUGAAAUCAAUUGGAUUAAGUGAAUCUGAUUCCAUAUGUAUACAUGAACUUUAAGUAAAGAGAUCCACGUUCAGUCCGCGUUUUCAUGGCCCCAGCUGAAUCCAGUUGUAUUGUAGUGUAUCAAUGGGAAUUGUUAAUACGAACCAUUGUUUUAGUUCCGUUUUAGAGUUGCGCACGGACGUGUUUGUGUGUGACACCGCCAGAGUUACCAGACCGAGCAGAGUAAGGAACCCUAUGUGUUGAAGUUUAAUAAAAGUAGAAUCCAGCGGGGUUACACAACAAGAUGUGUACGCUUCGUCAGUCGCGCGAAACAACACACUUUAACACUCCACCGUCCAGUUUUUCUGUUUGUUCGCCAUGUUUGUUUUCGUUUGGGCACGCUCUGCGUACGUCACUACAUGCCUCUUUCGUGCUACCGAGCGCCUGCGCAGACCGAACAAGCCUCUCCGUAAACCCAGUCCGCUCCACUCAGCCAUAUAUAUGGAGCAUGGAGCGGAUUAUCAAUCGGUGUAGACUACCUCUUUCAAUCCGACCCGAAAUACAAUCAGAUCCGGGUGAAUCAGAUUGGCUAAGGUGUUUAUGUGAGACAUUUUUAAUCUGAUUGACCUUUCAAUCUGAUUGUAAAUAGGAUUUUUGGACCCAUGUAAACAGGGCCAAUGAGAAACAUGAUCCUGUACAAACUUUUUACAAACAUGUUUUUGAUGUCAUUUUUAAGAUGAGCAGAGAUUUUUUAUAAAAACAUUUCCUGGUUUUGAUAUUUGGUAUGUUGUCUGUGCACUAUUUUCAGUUACAUAAACUGCAGGUUUAAAAUAAUUUGCAAAAUAUCAAAUUCAAUUAUUUGUUUAUGGCAACUGAGGUCAUCUGCCAAGGAUCUGCCAAUGAGAGGAUUAAGGGUUCAGACUUUUAAUAGUAUGUUUUUUUGUCACCAUGUCAGAGGGGCGGAGCCUGUCUUUAGAGGAGGUGUGGAGUUCUGUUCAUCCAAACUUUAGACUUCGUCUUCAGAGCAGUCCUCUGAACACCAUCACUCUGCAGGUAUGAACAUCAGCCUUGAUCCAUCAGGACUAUCAUCUUCCCUCCUGAAUCCUCCCUGAGGCCUUACUUUCUUUGUCCCCCCCUUCUCUCUCUCUCUCUCUGUAUAUCAGGAGCACCCCCUACUGGGCCAGCCUUUCUUCAUGCUCCACCCGUGCAGAACAGAGGAGUUUAUGCGGCCUGUGCUGCAGGAGGCUCAGCACCGACACAGGUAGAGUCUCUGGCCUAUAAAGACCUCAUCCAGUACUGUCAGCUCUCUGCCACAGGCACAAAACGCAGCAGAUUUUUGUGUGUUUAUGUGUGUCUUUUUCCAACAGGCCUGUGAACUUUGUGCUCACGUGGCUCAGCGUGGUGGGUCCUGUGGUGGGCCUUGAGGUCCCUCUAAAGUACUGCACCCUGCUCCGUCCUGCAGCCUCACCAGACUGAAGCUCCACCUCCUGUUUCCCUCUCUGUUAGCACUCAGAGGUUUUAAUGUUUCAGAAACCCGAUAAAAGUAACGCUGCCCAAUGAAAGUGAGCGACUCAGUGGAGAGGACCCGAUCAGGACUUGUGAUGCGUCACUCAGAUCUUUGCUCUGUAGAUUUUUGACUGUGUCACUGCAGCCAAGCAGGGAAAUGUUAGGAUGUAAACUUUCAAACUGAGUCUGAAUGUGAGCCUUCAGUGUUUUUAUUACCUGGAGGACAAUCCGAGGUGUCCCCCUGAAGUAGACCAGUAAAAACACCUGAGAGCAGAAAGUAUGAACUAUCUUUCUAACAACAGUCAGGUGCUCAGGUUAGGAUUUAGUUUAUGUUUACUUAAAAAAAAGGUAUAAAUAUAAAUUGAAAAUAUGUUGUUUUUAAUAUUGUACCUUUUGUUUGGUGUCGAAACAGUUCCAGUGCUUUAUUACUGUUGUAAAAACUGUUGAGAUGCCUUAACCCCCAAAGUUAACAUAGGUUCAGUGCCUUCAAUCCAAACAGCAUGGGAAGCAUUUAAAGCAACAUGUAGAGGUUGGAUAAUUAAGUAUGCCACAGCCAAAAAGAAAGGAAGGGAGACUAAGAAAAAGAGUUUAAUGUUAGAGCUCAAGACAUUAGAAUAACAGCACAUGCAGUCCCCUAAUGAUGUAAGACUAAGAAAUGCUGUGAUGAUUUGUAAGGCAGAGCUGCAAUCAAUUAUACACGAGGAAACAGCAUUUGCACUGUUUAAGCUGCGCCGCAAAUAUUUUGAAUGUGGUGAUAAAGCAGGUAAGAUGUUAGCCUUAAGGUUAAAACAGCAGCAGAGUCUUCAAUCAAUAUCCAUAUGUGAUAUUACGGGUACAGUUAUUGUUAAACAAACACAAAUUAACACAGCUUUCAGAGUUUUUUUCCUUCAAUCUUUAUCAGACAGAAGGUUAUAUUAAUGAAAAUGAGUUAGAAACAUACUUUAAGGACAUCUCCUUACCAACCUUAAAAGAAGAGGAUAGAGAGAGUUUAGAGACACCUGUUAGAGAGUCUGUUAGGAUGAGUUUCUUUAGCCAGUCAUGUCAGCCUUUAGAGUGGUGGAGCUGUGUCACUCAAAUACCUCAGAUACUUCAGUGUUAGAUUGCUGGAGCCAUGGGCCUCCGACAACCAUCCUCAACCAAAGAACCUUGUACCCAUAUUUUACAUCACACAGGUCCCCAAAAUACGUUCUGUCAUGGUAUUUCCUUCUAUGGACCCUCCAUAUGUUCACCUAAAGCUCCUUAAAAUAUGUUGUGCUUUGUUAUUACCUUUAUAUGAACUCUCCUGUAGGUCAACAAGAUGCAAGCAGAAUGGUUGGAAACGUGGAGGACUAUAUAUACUUGAGCAGUCUCAGACCACACUUAGUUACUCUUCUGGUACGCCUCAGUUACGCUUCUGUUAUGCUUCUGUUACACUUUGCUACACUUGCGACAUGAUGAAGCUGUAACCCAGAUCUGUAACCAGUAAAGCUUGUCAAAAUGAUC
Xyrichtys novacula (pearly razorfish) is the source of this 6010-nucleotide messenger RNA. The record is from the annotation of a GenBank genome assembly. Lineage: Eukaryota; Metazoa; Chordata; Actinopteri; Labriformes; Labridae.